Adineta ricciae is the source of this 453-nucleotide messenger RNA. The record is from the annotation of a GenBank genome assembly. Lineage: Eukaryota; Metazoa; Rotifera; Eurotatoria; Adinetida; Adinetidae.
AUGCAACGACAAAACAUAGAUUAUGCUUAUAUAUCACGAUAUAGUGAAGGUAAUGAAGCAUGGUUUGAAAUCGAGAAACGUUUUACAAAUAUUGACAAGCCUCGACAAAGUUGUAUUUACAAUAACUUUUUUAUCAUUCGAUUACAAUGGUUUUACAAAUCAGAAAGAAUUCAAACGUUUCUGCAGGAAUUAAUUCGAGAUGAUUUCUUCUUACGGGAAUAUAUUGGUGAUGGAUGUGUUCAUGCAGCUAUGCUCGAUAUUGAUCGAAAUGCACGAACAAAACAACUGAAACUACUUGAAUAUGGACACAACUUUCAUUUAUAUAUAAGGAAUAUAAGAGGUUCUUUUUAUAAUGGUAAUCUACAUGAGUUCUAUCAAGAUGUCGCAGAUUCAUGUGAUCAUCUAUUGUCUAUUAAUACAGAAAGAACUGGAAUAAAGAAAGUGAAGAUUUGA